UAUCGAUAAGUCUACUACUUUUAUCGAACAAAUGUUGAUUUAUUUUCGGUAAUUGUUAUUGAAUACAUCUAUUAAAGAUUCCAUCAACAAUGCAAUGGUUGAAUUCAAAGUUAAUAAAUAAGUAAAUAAAAUAAAAAAAGAACAUGCUGAGUUAUAUCUAUAUGCGAUACCACAAUAGAGAUGACAAAAGAUUAUGACUACCUAUUGAAGGUUCUUCUGGUUGGAGAUAGUGAUGUUGGCAAGCACGAAAUAUUAUCUUGUCUUGAAGAUGCAUCGUCCGACAGCCCGUUCUGCAGUGGAAACGCUUAUAAAACCACAACUAUUCUUCUGGAGGGCAAGCGUGUUAAAUUGCAAAUAUGGGAUACUUCUGGACAAGGCCGAUUUUGUACAAUCAUAAGAUCAUAUUCUAGAGGUGCACAAGGAAUUAUAUUAGUUUAUGACAUUACGAAUAAAUGGAGUUUCGACGGGAUUGGCCGCUGGUUAAAGGAGGUAGAAGAGGUAAUGAGUGAAAAUCUAUAAGUACAAUAUAAUACGGUGUAAAACUGAUUAUUAAUUUUGAAGUUAACUAGUCCUAUAAGUGUAGUAUGAUUCAUGCUGAAUAUAUUUUUAUUUUUUGUUAUGUUCCCUCAUAACUUUGAACCACA
This is a messenger RNA of Rhagoletis pomonella (apple maggot), 644 nucleotides long. It is a transcript of the gene Rab40, whose product is annotated as ras-related protein Rab-40C. NCBI's taxonomy places the organism in Eukaryota, Metazoa, Arthropoda, Insecta, Diptera, Tephritidae. The coding region runs from base 181 to 519 and encodes 112 amino acids. Gene Ontology annotation, molecular function: GTP binding; GTPase activity. Gene Ontology annotation, biological process: protein localization to plasma membrane. The record is from RefSeq and is a predicted model, not a curated record. Gene Ontology annotation, cellular component: endosome; plasma membrane; synaptic vesicle. The transcript is spliced from 3 exons.